AGGAAAGCGAAGGCAAGAGAUCACAUGUGUUAUUCUCUGUAUGACUUUGACUCUUAUGGCUACUUGUCAGCUUGUUUUUCACUUCAGACUGGAUAAUUGGAUGGUUCCGUUCAUAGCUGCAGUUGGAGGAAUAUUAACAGCAGACUUCUUUUCUGGAUUAGUGCAUUGGGCAGCCGACUCAUGGGGAUCAGUUGAAAUACCUGUUUUUGGAAAGGCUUUCAUCAGACCGUUCAGGGAACACCACAUUGACCCUACAGCCAUCACCAGGCACGACGUCAUUGAAACCAAUGGUGAUAACUGCAUGUUGUCUCUCAUUGGCCUCGUCCCCCAGACCUACAUCCUUUACGCCAGUUCCACAGAGACCAUCCACCAACACUAUGCCUGGCAUUGCUACUGUCUCCUGUUAGCCAUCUUCGUUACACUCACAAAUCAGUUCCACAAGUGGUCUCACACCUACUUUGGUCUACCCGGAUGGGUCCAGCUCUUGCAGCGUUACCAUGUCAUCCUGCCAUGUCGUCAUCAUAGGAUCCACCACGUCGCCCCCCAUGAGACUUAUUUUUGCAUCACCACCGGCUGGCUCAACUACCCGAUGGAAGCUGUCGGUUUUUGGACUGGGCUAGAAUCUAUAAUCACCUCCUUAACUGGUGUCUCUCCUAGGUCGGAUGAUUUGAACUGGGCUAAGAAAUCUAAUUAAUCAUACAACAUGCAGAUUUUUCAUUUCCUUCUUUUCAAUAAAAUCUUGGAAAAUGUACUUUGUCAGGGAAUUAUUUGAAUCAGCAUGUGUUCUGUACAGUAUUUGAAUUGUAUUUUUUUUAACAGGAAAAUUUGUAAUUUAUAAUUGCAUCAAGAAUUUAAAUUAUCAAUAUAUUAAUCAUUAUGAUCAUUAUUAUUUCAGGAAAUGUGCAUGAACUACAUACAGUCAGUCCGCAAGCCCCUGUGUUAAUGAGCAAAUGAGCAAGAUUUAUCCAAGUCCUCUCGUGGCUGAAUUCAUGUCCCUGCAAAAUCUCGUGAAUUGUGAGACUUUCUUUCUCAAAGAAUUUAACCACUUUCUCCUUGAGUAAUAUUGAUUAUUUUUGUACCAUGGGCAGAGUAAAUGUUACCCUUUUAUAUUAGUCAUUUCUUUUGAAUGAAAUAUUUUGAUAAAUAAGUGAAUUUUUUACCUGAAAAGAUGCAUCAAACAGAAUUUUCUUCCUCUGUUUUCACUUGCAAAUUUUGCAAAAUUUUGUGUUUUAGGCACCAACAUUAUUUAUAUCAUCAGAAAGCUCAAACUCUAUACUUUCUUACAAUGCCACUCUUGAUAUGUGGCAUCUUUUAGAUGGGUCAGCAGCCAGUUAUAUCCAUCAAGAUGCAAGACGAGAUUUCUGAAAUUUCUGAGUAACAUAAAAUCCAGAGUUCUGAUUGGCUGAAUACUGUUUUCAAAACAAACAGGCGCGGGUAAUUUGAAGAGAUUACCACAUGGUGAGUGUGACCUUGCAGAGGCCCAGUGUGGGGAACAUUGGAAUUUGCGUGGGUGUGUGGUCUAUGACCAAUCAGAGCGCAGUAUUCUUGUUUUUGAGCUGCAAAAUGUACUUGGCCUAUGAAAAGCUGGCUGCUGACCCAUCUAAAAUACAUCUUCUUAUAAAAAUUAUAUCAUAUUAAAGCUUAGAUCUUCAGCUUUAGCAUGAUUUAAAAAUCAUUUGUGCCUAAACAGAAAUUAAGUGUGAAAACAACAACUUUUGCUGCAUGAAAAAAAAAUAUUUUGUUUCAUGUUUUAGAUCAAAAGUUUUUCCUAUAUUACAACAUUCUUUUAAAAAUCCAAACACAUGACCUAAAAGAAUUAUUCUUCUUCUUUACAAAGAUACCAAAAACAUGAAAUUUGGUCAAUAUUUAGAGCAGCAAUGGCCGAAUAAAAAGAGGUGUUUUGGUUCGCACCAAGCUCAUUAACUAUGCAAAAACCCUCUUGUCAUGAAUAUCACUUGGAUAAAAGAAGCUACUUUUUCAGGGCUUGCGGACUGACUGCAUACAUGUAGUCAUCAUUUGUAUGGAGUUAUUACGUGUGUUGAGGAAAGAAAACUUUUAUUCAUUUGAUAAUGUACGUGUAAAUUUGCAUUAAAAAUGAAAUAGAUGUUAUUUUUGCUAUUGCAAGGUGUUGUAUAUUGAUGUGUAAUAUGCUAGAACGUGUGGAAUACCAUAAUUUACAUGAUUUACAUUAACAACUGCUGUCCAAUACCCAUGUUACAUUGUAACCAAUUUAGGGAAAAACAAAACAUUCUUGUUAAAUGAGACAAAAUUGGUAUGCGUCUCACUGCAAGUAUUUCAAUAUUUCUUUCAAUUUUUGGGGGCCCAAGCAAGAUUUCAACAGAUGAGCCUACGUUAAUAAUAAUAGGCAUUUAUAUAGCACCAUCUAUCUAGAAAUAUUAUAUUCCGAGGUGCGUUGUUAUAAUUAUUAUUACCCCGGCUUUAGCUCGAGCUGCCUUUCAGCGCUCAUGCAUUCAAGGAAUUAAUCCUGCCGGGUACCCAUUCACCUCACCUGGGUCGAGUGCAGCACAAUGUGGAUAAAUUUCUUGCUGAAGGAAAUUACGCCAUGGCUGGGAUUCGAACCCACGACCCUCUGUUUCAUAGUCAGAAGACUUAUCCACUGGGCCACAACGCUCCACACGUUGAGGACAAAAUUUUGUAUAAAUUAUCGUAUAACUUUGUAAAGGUAAUACCUAACCAUCAUCUUGAGUUUGGUUUUAAAUUUUAAUGCAUGAGAAUGGCAGGACUAAGCCAGAUGCUCUUCCUGUGUCUCCAAGGUAUGUGGGUGGCAGGUCUUUUUAGUGAUCUAUCAAUUUGCUUUAAUUGUUAAUGGAUUAAGGCUGGGAAGCUAGACACAGCUAUGUACUGUAUUGUACUGCUCUUUGCUACUGAUGGUUCUAUCCAGUGGUGUGAGAUAGGCAUUUUGAUACAGCUACGAACACUAUUUCGGUCUGUGAAUCCAUUUAUUCAAUGGCAAAAGAUGGAUUUUCAGUGUGAUGAAAGUUGAAAGCCUUACAUGUUUUGUUACUUUCAUAUUUUGAGAAGUAUAAUGUAAAUUUCGAGUGUAUUCGUUUUUGUAUUUUAAAAGUGAUAUACAUGUUAUGUUCUUUUAUAGUGGAAACUUAAUAUUAGUAAUAUUAAUGGAUGUGUUCAUAUUUAAAGUCAAGAUAUUUCAACUACCUUGUAUUUGAAUUGAUUUUUAGUUUGGCAUAGGUCUGCACAAGAGAAUGAUAACUUUGAAGACCUGUAGAUGAUAUUGCCCUAGACGACAUAUCACUUCUCACGAUAGUGCAAACUUCCAACUUUUUAGGGUUCAGGGGCAAGGGUCAUAGCUGUCAAUCUAACACCCUUUUUCCCUUUCCUAAGUUUACUAUCUUUAUGUUAAAUGAAGCAGCAGAAAACGAGAUAUGAUUUGUACAUCAAUUACAUGUAUUUAAUACAAUAUGUGAAUAUUACUGCUGGUGAAAAUAAAAACAAAUUAGUUCUGAGUAGAAGGUUUUUUUUUUAAUUGUUUAAAUGCUUUUGUAAUAGGCCAGUUAGAAACAAACUAUUUUCAUCUUUCUUAACUCUGAAAGAUUGAUUUUUGAAAAUUGUAGUUCAUCAUGUGAAAACAACACAAGAUAUAAAAUGUACAUUACUGAUGAUAAUCCAUGAACUUAUUGCUUGUAGAAUUACGAAAACAAUAUUCAAGCUUCUCAUAGGCUAUGCUCAUUUUUCGACUUCCAAAGGUUUGUCAGUUCUCAGGUGGUCUUACAAUUUCGUCUUAGAUCAGAUUUGAUUUCCUUUAUAAGUCGAUUGAAGGAUCCUAAAAGCAUAAAUACAUAAAGGUGAUUAUCAAUACAGUUUCUUCGCUUACCCUUUGGUGUAAAAAUGUUUAUUUUAAUCAUAGGUGCAAUAUGUCUGUUUAUAUUAUAAUUUCAAUAUGAAUCGACCCAGUAGUGAUUACAAAGGUCUAUUGAUGCUUGCUAUGAGGACUAUGUAAUCAAGAAAUUUUUGUCAAUUCAAUUAAAGUUAGAUUUAGGACCCUCUAUCACAAGUCUUGUAAUCAAUCGGAAAUUCGCAAUUGAUAACUGGCGUGAUUCUUGCAUCAACAAAUAUUACCUUGCUUUACUUCAAGUCGACUUAUCACUUGUAAAUUUGCAACUGAAGUUGUAAUUAUUUUCUUGCAACACCCACUACAUGUAGAUGUAUGUCUUAUAUAUUUCGGCGAAUUUCUCUGCAGCCCUGUUUAUUUUUGUCAUUGAUAUGAUCGACACAAUGCAGGAUUAGCUUGUUUUAAACUCAUAUUGACUUGCUUGCAUUGUAUUGGUUUUACAGAGAUACCUUCAAACUAUAGAUAGAUACAUGUUCUCUGAGAACGAUGGCAGUUGAAACUGUAGAAAUUCACCUUGUGUAACUCGAUAACCUUUUCAGCAAUCUGUUCUGUUAAAGUAUGGAUUUAGUUUUUGUGUUUAAAGAUAUCUUGCUGUUUAUUAUUUUUUUGUAUCUUUAUGUUAAAAACAUUGUAAGAUAAGAUAAGGAUUUCAAAGAUUUAUUGACUUUACUGAUUUGAUUUGUUUUUGUAUUGUCUUGUUGGUUGAGGUUGUGUUUCCUAAAGUUCAUAAUGCUGAGAUAAGGAUUCCAUAUUUAUCUCUGUAUACAGUUUACAGUUAAUGUCGUGUUUCCACUGCCAGGUUUGGCAAUUAGAUCAUGUCAUUUUAAAUAUUCAAGCUCUAAAUUUGCUAUUUUUGUGAUAUCCUAAUAUGGGGAAAGUGAAAUUAUUUAAACCCCAGUGGAGUGUUUCAUAAUAGUAUUUGUCAUAUGUUUUAUCCCGUGAAAUCUGUUUUAUCCAACUGUAACCAUAGUAACAGACAGCUAAAUUUCUUAGCCAAUCUUAAUCCAGAAAAGUGAUGGACCAGACAACAUGUCAGAGAAAUGUUGAUGAAACACAUGUACAUGAUUUACUUAAAUAAAACGACUAUGAAUUAUUUGUAAGGUUUAACUUUAGCUUGGGUAUAACUUACCACUUUGAAUUUUGCUUUAUAGACAUGUCUUCUUCUUCAGCAUAAUUUUGUGAUCUAUCAUCCUUAUUCCUAAGAGUGAAGAUUCAAAAGCUUACAGGCUCACAGUCACACUAUGUAUGGUUCACAUAUGGUUCAGUAAGAUUCAGCAUCAAAUGCUUAUGCAGCUGAUUACAUGUGUUCAUGAAGUAGUAGAUUAUAAAGUAGAAAUUUGCAAUUAUGACGUCACAGUACUAGGUUGAAUCUCUUGGGAGAAAAUUCAACUCAAAACUGAUAGAUGAUGUGUUUUGCAUAUAAUGUUUUGAAGUGCUGCUUGAGCCUGCUUCAGUUGUUGCUAUUAUUUCACGAUUGGAAUUACUCCAAACUGGGUGGUAUUUCAUAAAGCUGUCUUUGUGCGUUAAGCUACGCAUGACUACGCAUAACUGGAACAUGUUCUUAGGUGCUCAGUCAGUUACAUGUGAUAUAUCAUUUAGCCUAAGAUAGGGUCACCAGUCAUGUGUAAACAACUGCAGUCGUCCCAAGAUUAAUUGUCAAAGUACAUGUACAUGUGCGUCUUAGAUAUAUUCUAACUAAUUGAACGAAAUAAAUACAAGUGUGAUGAUUAUUGAUGCAUUGUGAUUUACGCGUAGAUGACGACAGAAAGGUCCGAAAAUAUGCAUUAUCGCACUUCAUGAUAUAUUAUCUUUAAUGCAUGACUGAUCAGUCACAAUUUGCAACUAGGUGAAAAACAAGGCUAUUAUUAUCUCUUCCAUAUGAAAUCAAUUAACUGUGUAUAAUGACAGCCAGGUUAGAAGUUUUUUGACUUCAGCAUCUUCUCCUUUUACUGCGUUUUAUAUGUAUAGUGUUCAAAUAAUUCCUGUAUACACUGUAUAUGUCGUACAUGUACAUUGUAAGCAAGCAGUGAGUGUGAAAUAGGUAGGUGUGUCUGAAUUAUUUUCAUUUUGGUAAUAUGUCAUGGUUUACUUAUAGGGAUAUCAGAAAAAAUUACAGGACAUUAUUAUAAAAACUAAAUUCUAAAUCACUUACAUUUGCAGGUGUACAUGUUAGAGUUCAAGAAUUAUGUCUGUGAAUCUUCACGAAAUUACAUAUGAUGUCAAUUUUGUUAACUUUGUAUACCAAGUGAUGGCUGUCACUUUUUAAUGGAAAGAGGUAUAAUUAUCUCUGUGGUGUCAUUAUUUAUUAUGAUAGAUUUAUAGCAAAGCACAGGGUGCAUCUAUAUUGAUUGUAAAUGUACCGUUUGUGUUACAUUGUGCAAAGCACUUAAGUGGCCGGGGGAUACUGGACGUCUUGUAAAUAAAGACUGAUCAAUCAUAGCAA
This is a messenger RNA of Lytechinus pictus (painted urchin), 6314 nucleotides long. RefSeq names its product plasmanylethanolamine desaturase 1-like. The record is from RefSeq and is a predicted model, not a curated record. Bases 41 to 694 code for a protein of 217 amino acids. Lineage: Eukaryota; Metazoa; Echinodermata; Echinoidea; Temnopleuroida; Toxopneustidae. The transcript is spliced from 3 exons. Gene Ontology annotation, molecular function: oxidoreductase activity.